Messenger RNA from Daphnia magna, 1835 nucleotides. RefSeq lists its product as uncharacterized. The record is from RefSeq and is a predicted model, not a curated record. NCBI's taxonomy places the organism in Eukaryota, Metazoa, Arthropoda, Branchiopoda, Diplostraca, Daphniidae. The coding region runs from base 247 to 1611 and encodes 454 amino acids. Gene Ontology annotation, molecular function: protein dimerization activity. The transcript is spliced from 3 exons.
GACUUCUCCCGAUAAUUUCUUCACCACCAUCGCAGCGUUGUCUAAGGAGCGGAUGACUCAUCUCUGCGAAGAGAUAACUAAUCUCCCUUUUCACCAUAAUACCACAAUACUAAUAUUCGCAUUGCAUUCAUUGCAGGAUUUGGUUCCGGGCUCAAAAACACACUUGUUGAAAAGCUGAAAGAGCGGUGGUUCUCGGUCAUCAUUAAUGAAACUACCGAAGUCACCGUGGACUCACAGCUUGCUGUCAUGGUUCAAUAUUGGGAUCCAGCUGAGUCCGAAAUGAUGGCCGACGUAUUGGAUUACGUCAAAUACACGGACGCCACAGCAGACGGGCUGUCACAGGCUGUUAUUGAGCGCCUUAACUCGUUGGGAAUUCGAUCUAGGUUUGUUGGAUUCUGCGCUGACACAUGCAACGUUAUGUUCGGGAAGAAUCACUCAGUUUCGACCUGCCUUAGCGAAGAAUUCCCUUUUAUCGUCGUUGUCAAAUGCUCUUGCCAUUCUUCCAAUUUGGUUGCAAACUACGCCGUCAAGGCAUUUCCGGAAGAGCUUGAGACUACUAUGAAGCAAAUUUUUGCUCAUUUCUCCCGAAGCAGCGCCCGAAGAAUAAUGUUUAAGCAGUUCCAAGAAUUUGCUCAAGUGGAAAAGCACGUCAUCCUUAGCCCUGGCCAGACAAGAUGGCUAAUUCUUCAUAAUUCUGUGCAACGCUUACUUGAGCAGCUCCAACCAUUGAUUUUGUACUUUACGGCGGAGGUUGCAGACGACAAAAGCAAGUCGGCGAUCGACAUCUUAACUUACUUGAAGCAUCCGCAAACAGAGCCCUUUUUGAACUUCCCCAACUAUGCCCUUGGUUGCCUCACGGAGUUCAACACGGUCUUCCAAUCUGAAUCUCCUUUUCUUCACGAGCUCGAAGACAGGGUCGGUGCACUCAUGAAGGAUUUUGCAAGCAACUUUAUGCUGUUGGACUACACAAGGGCUACAAGCCCGGCCAAUAUCGACCCUUGGCUUGCUAGUAAAUAUCAACUACUGAACAAGAUUUAUUUGGGUCCAGAAAACGUGGAGGGAGUCAAGCAAUUGUCGCCUUCAGAUUUGGAGUCCUGCCAGAAAAUCUGUAGGAGUUUUUACAUCAAAGCCAUCACGCUCCAGCAGAGAUAUGAUUUCAGCACGGAAUUUUAUUCCAUUCUGCAAAUGCUCAUCCCGCAAAAUGUGAGGGACCGGAACCCGCAAACGCUUGCCGAAGUUUUCGCCCGAUUUCCAGCCCUACACAACAGCUGUGAUUCAUCGAAAGAUAAGAUUGAAUGGCGAUCCCUUUCAGUGAUGCCCAUCAAGGAACUUGGUCUGCAAACCGAAGAUGAUCUCAAGAUUUUGUCUGCGGAAGCCUUUUGGCUCCUGGUCUUCAACUUGAAAUGUUCAACCGGAUGCAGAUUUCCCAAUCUGUCGGUGGUAGUCUCCUACUUGUUUUCGCUCCCUUACAGCAACGCGAUCGCGGAACGACUGUUUAGCUUUUUGAAGCUGACCAAAACUGAUCAUCGAGGCGCUUUGAAGGAAGACACAAUCCUGGGAUUGAUGCGUAUGAAGUACUUCAUGAAGAAUACUGAUCAAAAUCAUAAAUAGUCCAAUUUCCAGAUGAGCUCGUUCAACGAGUACUGCAAGUGCGUGCGAACAAAGAGAAGACACGACUAGUCAACCAACCGGUGCGGACGAGCGAUAAGAAAGACAAGCAAUGAGAAAGAAUUGCAUUUUGUGCACAAUGCAGCAUUUGAUAUUCAAUUCAGAUUUUUUUUGUGUUCUUACGCCCGUGUGUUCCAAUUUGUAUGCUAAUUGAUGCAAAACGGUAA